This is a messenger RNA of Brassica napus (rape), 1293 nucleotides long. RefSeq lists its product as uncharacterized. Gene Ontology annotation, cellular component: peroxisome. The coding region runs from base 195 to 848 and encodes 217 amino acids. The record is from RefSeq and is a predicted model, not a curated record. Gene Ontology annotation, biological process: regulation of gene expression. The transcript has 3 exons. NCBI's taxonomy places the organism in Eukaryota, Viridiplantae, Streptophyta, Magnoliopsida, Brassicales, Brassicaceae.
AAUAUAAUUAAAAUUACUUAAAAUAAAAUAUAAACCAGUGCAAAUUAUGAAAUUAUUUGGCUAGGUUACAAUUUGAACUGGUCGGCCGAACCAGCCCACUGACAUAUAUAUGGAGGGGGAGAUUGGAUAAAUAGACGAAGACAAGGAGAGUUACAAGUAACCACAGAGCCAACCCUAGCUAGAUCGACGAAAGCAUGUCUUUUCCGCAGCCUUUCGACAUGGUUAUGGACGAAGGCACGACUGAUCCGCGGUUUACCGAGAUGAUGUCUGAUCCGCAGUUUACCUGCAAACCCGUGCCUAUGCCGGUCGUAAUAUACGAAAACGCUAAGACAUCAGUCUUUUGGGACAUGGCUGGUUACCCUAUUCCUAAUGGUGUCGACCCUGUAUUGUUUUGUGGCGUUAUGAAAAACGCUCUUGUAAAGCAGGGUUAUAAAGGGGAGUUGUCGAUCUAUCUUUACGUUGAUACUGGUGAACUGCUACCUAAUGGUCUCGAGACCUGUGUCGAAUUCGAUUUCUUACCCGAAGGUGAUGACUAUGCGAGAAUAUCUUCGAUACUAGUGGACAUAUCAUUUUGGGCACUGUCAUAUCCUUACUCAAAUAUUAUUGUCCUCUCCAGAAACAUCGUUAAAGGCACGAUUGUAGCUUUCGAAAGCUUGUAUAAUACACAUGGUCUUCUCUUAUCCAAAACUGAACCGGAUUGGCUGGUUCCUGGUGAAAGUUCAACCUUGUUUCUUACAAGCCUUUUUGAAGACCCUACCGGAGGCCAGUUGUCGGCAAGCUCUCAAAAACAAAGUAAAAUCCUGGGUGGAGGAGGAACAAGCUCACAAGGAGCGAAAAGGGUAGGCUAGACAUAAGAUGUCAACCAAGGUAGAGAGCAAAGAGGUUGAAGCCAGACCAGUCUCAUAUAUAUGACCCGUCUGUAACAGAGGAGGCCAUUGCAGCUGCUGCAGUAUUGCAACUUGUGCUUGUGUGUUCUAGAUCCAAAACUACCAUAUCUUUCUUAUAAUUCUGUAUUUGACAUUAUUUCUUGAGUAGAUUGUAAUCUCAGAACACGGUUAUAAAUCUGUGUGUUUUUUUUAAUGAUUUUCUGGUGUAAUAUAAUGUGUCUAAUGCACACAUGGUUAACGAUCAUUGAGUUUGCUGUUUCCAUGAUACAUCUUAGCUCAGAUGGCUGAAGAACUUUUGUUUGAAACUCUUUUCUCAUGGUUUCCUUUGAAUUCUGAGAAAGAAAAACAAAACGACAUCGAGCAACUUGAUGUAUUCAGUUCAUCAUCACCAUCAUUAUCCUACCAA